AUGGCAUUGUCAGCAUCCGGACCGUUUCCUGCUAUCUCUGGUCUAUUCACACCUAUCUUCCAACAGCCUGAUAUUCCUACCAUCGCCACCGAGCUAUGUGGAUUUUUCUUGCAACACAAAUGGGACAUUGAGAUUUCGCAUUUGACAAGCGGCUACUGGUACAACUCGGCGCUGCAGGGCCAAGUCCGAGUGGACGAGACUUAUCACAAUGCAUAUGGCUCUUCCUUGUUCGACUACACCAAUAUCAGUACUACUGGUGCUAUCAACAAUCGCAUGUUUACUGUUAAUCCCAGUGCAGGAAGUCCCCCUGUCUACUUCGAAGCAUACAUCGACAGUCCAGGUUUUCCUUUAAUUACCAGCAAUUUCCUGCAAUCGGCGAAUGCGACAUUCGGUGGAAUUGUUAAUAAACCAUUCCUAGGUCACGUACAGACUUGGAAUCUGCUCUUGGCGGACACCAUCUCAGUCAUCGUGUAUUUGGACAAUGGUUCCAUCCCAAUCAUGCAAGGCUAUGACUUCUGGGGUACAGACAGACGGACCAAAGUUGUCACAAGAUUUUGGGCACAUGAGUCUGCGAAUAUAUCGUCCGAGGUGUUUGUCGACUUUCCUCCGCUUAUCAAGAACUCAGAGCCUUCUAUGACUUCGAUGCGGUCUCGUUGCUGA
Messenger RNA from Lithohypha guttulata, 660 nucleotides. RefSeq lists its product as uncharacterized. The record is from RefSeq and is a predicted model, not a curated record. The transcript has 3 exons. Lineage: Eukaryota; Fungi; Ascomycota; Eurotiomycetes; Chaetothyriales; Trichomeriaceae. The coding region runs from base 1 to 660 and encodes 219 amino acids.